This is a messenger RNA of Meloidogyne enterolobii, 2703 nucleotides long. Lineage: Eukaryota; Metazoa; Nematoda; Chromadorea; Rhabditida; Meloidogynidae. The record is from the annotation of a GenBank genome assembly.
AUGCCAAACAAAAAACAGCGCCUGUUUGGCCGCCAACUUCGUGGAACUAUGCCCCCACAGCCUGUAUUAACUAUGAUAGAUCAUCUACUUUUGUAUGGGGCAGAUGCUGAGGGAAUUUUUAGAAAAUCGCCAAAGCAGCAAACUGUUAGGUUGUUGAGGCAGCAGUUGGAUAUGGGACAAGUCCCCGACUUCCACCAAUUCAACAUUCACGUAACCGCCUCACUUCUCAAAGACUAUUUACGCAGCAUUCCAGGCCAACUGCUCCUUUCGGGCAAUUAUCGCCUCUGGGCUGAUGUUGCUAACAUGUCUCCCCCUCCAAAUUCCUCCCCAAAGUCCUCUCCCUCCGCUGAAAAUGAAAAGCAAAAUUUGCUGUUGCAUCAGGACCGCGUUCAGCGCUGCCGAAAAUUGUUGGCUCUACUGCCUCCAGCGCACGUGGUUUUGUUGAGAUCUGUCCUGCGGCUUUUGAGAAAGGUAGCCCAAAAUGAAGAACAGACCCGUAUGGGUGUUAGUGCAUUAGCUGUUUGCGUAGCACCUUCUUUGCUAGAGAAGCUUGAGCAAGUCGAGUCUGUGCGUAUUAUACCUAAUUUGGUUAUCUUUUUGAUUGAAUAUGCACAUGAACUGUUUGAUGGUUUUCUCGAAGAUGGACCACUUCUCCCUACCACUAAUAACAACACAGAAAACAACAGCAUCAAUCAACCGAUCCCUUCAGUCCCCUCAUCUUCCCCCUUACAUCAAUCAACAGAUUCUGGAUUAGCUGACGAUGUUGGGAGUGCUUUCAAUAACGUCAGAAACGCACCCAUGGGGACCAAACGUCGUUUUAUCCUGACAGAUUGCCAAACACAAAAUUCACAACAACAAAAAAUUUUAUCCCACCAAAACCCUUUGAAUCACACAAAUCCAAGGUCUGUCAGUCCAGACAGUGGAAAAAUGUCGUCAGAGCCUCCAUCGGAGGAUGACAAUGAUUAUUGGAGGAGACAACAGAGGAAUAAUAGGCAAAUUAGAAAUUCGUGGAUGUUAAAGACUCAUUCAUUGGAUGAGGGAGUGAAGGAUGGAGAAAUGAAUAAUGUGAAUGGAUCUUUGGGUUUUGGAAUUGUUGCCCCACAUAACGACGAUGACAUAGACGACGACCUUGAUGACGAUGACGAAGACGUAGAUAUAAUAGAUUCAUUAUCGUCCAUAACAAUCAGAAAUCACUACAACCAAUUUCAACAAGAAGAGGAUGCAAAAACACCCGUAGCUUUAAGUAGAGAAAAUUCGGAUGCUAAAGAUUUUAGAAAUAAUUCUGUUACAAUAAUUAAAAAUAAUUUAAAAAAUAAUGAAGACGAAAAGAAUAAUUGUAUUAAUAAUGUUGAGAUAAACAACAAUUCGAUUCUGACGUCGGCUGCUUCACCCAACUUUGCCUGGCGUUCUAAGCAUUUGCAGCAACAACAAAAACAAACAUAUAAUCAACACAAACAACAAAGACAAUUAAACGGAAUACGAACACAACACGCAACAAACAAUUUAAUUUUAACUCAACAACAACCCUUAUUAUCCCCAACAGAGUCGGCAACUCCAAGAAAAGUUUCUGCAACCUCUAGCAUUGGUUGCAAUGGAAGUGAACAUAGCUACAAUACGAACAGUAGUAAUGGGGGAACUGCAGCCCUUUCACGACGUGCUUUAAUAGCCACAAAAUCAGAAGCCUUGUUAGGGCUUCAACAACAACUGCAAGAACAAAAUAUUGGAAGUGAUGAAGACAAGAAAGAAGAAAAAUUUAAUUUAAAUCGACAACUAAAUUUGUCUUCUUUAAAUUCUUCCCCUUCUUCCCAAAUUUCCUCCCCUCAUAGAGUUGCUACAAGGGCAGCAACUUCAACAAGUCUACAAUCGAGUACCCAAUCGUCUCCAAAAAUAGUUAAAGUGAAUUUGCAGAGAGCUGUGCCGUUGAAUGGGAGUGGGGUGGUUGUGAACAACUCGGGGAACAACUCUUCAGUCAACUCUGGAAACGUCUCUUCCCUCAAUCCUUCCCUCAAUCCCUCCCUCAAUCCUUCCCUCAACUCCUCCCUCAACUCUUCCCUCAACUCUUCCCUCAACUCUUCCAUCAAUCCUUCCCUCAAUCCUUCCCUCAACCCCUCCAUCAAUCCCUCCCUCAACUCCUCCCUCAACCCCUCCCUCAACCCUUCCCUCAACCCUUCCCUCAAUCCCUCCCUCAAUCCUUCCCUCAAUCCCUCCUCUUCACCUUCUUCCAACCCUCCCAUCUUAAAGCAACGCCUCCCUAUACACUUGGAGACUAAACGGCAACACUCUACAGGCACCCUGUUGAUGAUGAUGAACAACAAAAAUGUGAACGAGAAGGAGGACUCGUCUCAAAAUAAAUCGGAGCCGUUUUCGGGCUCAACUGAACUUCAUUUGAACUAUCUGAGACGUUCCUCUGCCUCUGCAAAUGUGGAGGAAGGAAAGACGUUUAAUGGGAAGAAAUUGGAGGAGAAUCGUCGCCCUCUAGUUCAGCGACAACAACCCCAGCAAAAAUACAUUCCGCCGAGGAGAACGGCUGAAGAAUUGCUUUUGGAUAAAUUGGAGGUAAAUUGGUCAGUGCCACAAAUUCGCAAACAAUUCCAACAACGAGAAACUGCAAACGAGCCAGCCCCCGUCAUUGACACACUUUAUGUUAAAUUCCCUGGAGGUCAACAACAAAGACAGAUUAACAAGAAACAACAGCUUGCUUAG